Molecule: messenger RNA, 822 nt
Organism: Knipowitschia caucasica
Lineage: Eukaryota; Metazoa; Chordata; Actinopteri; Gobiiformes; Gobiidae
Source: the annotation of a GenBank genome assembly
AUGUAUUGCCAUAGUGCUCGAGCACAGGCCACAUUUGCCUCUCUGGACCUGGCUGCGUCUCUCUCCAUCAUGAAGCCUAUUUUUGGAGCCGUGCUAAAAUAUGCGGUGAGACCAGACGAGCGCAUUGUAACAGGGGACGCUUGGGUUUACUCCACGGGACCGGAGAUUCGCACCUCGACACGCCCCCCCCAGGUGACAGCCCAGCGCCCCCAGCCAGAGCGGGAGGGGAGGAGGCUGUGGAUCCAGGGCAGAGAGCAGACUGGCAGCAGCAGCCCGGAGAAACCGAAAGAGAAAACUUACCAUCAACUCGUGGUGCUGCUGAAAAACCACUUUGACCCGAAACCAAGUGAAAUCGUGCAGAGGUACAAGUUUGAUUCCCGUAGUCGUAACCAGAAUGAGAGUGUUAUGGAUUACGUGGCCGAGCUGCGGAGGCUGGCGCAGGAUUGGGAUGGUCCCACUCUACUGGGCAGAGGCUGGCUGGAGGACAUUCAGCUGGAUUGGAAGGAGGUGAAAGCCAGGCGUGAAGCUCGUCAGGUUCACCAUGUCCACUCAGGGAAGAAGACAACACUGCGGGAAGUGCUGUGCAAUAAUGAGUGGCGGCCUCCCAACCUCCCUCACCUCCAGCCAACGAGCCCCAGGACCGUGGAUCCUGGUCCAGCCCGAGCGGAGCCCCUGAUUCAGCCUCAGCUCCAGCCUCCUCAGCCUCCUCCAGCCACAGGAGCUGAACCUCAUCCAGGGCUGAUGGCAGCGAAGAGGAGGCAGAUGCCCGGGCAGUGGGAGCAGGGCAGUGUCGACCAGACGACCACGGCUACUUCAUCAUAG